GUAAAAGAGAUUUUUAUGAAUUAAGCCUAGAGAGCCAAGAUUUGGAAUUUUGUGCCGGUCUUGAUCACAUUAAGACCGACUCAAUACAAUUCUAGUUCUUCGUUCUUGAUUCUGGAAAAGUAUUUUUGAAUAUGUAAAAGAGAUUUUUAUGAAUUAAGCCUAGAGAGCCAAGAUUUGGAAUUUUGUGCCGGUCUUGAUCACAUUAAGACCGACUCAAUACAAUUCUAGUUCUUCGUUCUUGAUUCUGGCUAUCAUGCUCUCUUCUCUUUGAUGUUAACUCAAAGAAAAAUAUACUCAAAAGAGAUAUAAACCAUAUUCUCUUCUCUCUCUCUCAUCUUUCCUUGCACAACAAAUCAAAAUUCUCUUGUGAACCCAUCCAUCUUAAUUAUAUAUGAAUUGAAUAUCCAUCAUAUCAUCCCCUUCAUAAAUUCCUGCAAUUAAUAAGCAUGAAGAAGAAUCACAUCUCAAUUAGGUUAUCAUGACUUGCAUUGAAAUGGCUUUCUUCCCUACAAAUUUCAUGCUCCAAACUUCUCAUGAUCAUGAUGACCACCAACCCUCCACUUCCCUCAAUCCCCUUCUCCCCUCUUGCAAUCCUCAAGAUUUCCAUGGGGUGGCAUCAUUUCUGGGGAAGAGAUCGGUGUCGUAUUCGGGGGUGGAGGCGGGGGGGCAGAACUGCGAGGGGGAGGAGGAGCUGUCGGACGACGGGUCGCAGGCGGGGGAGAAGAAGAGGAGGCUGAACAUGGAGCAGGUGAAGACGCUGGAGAAGAACUUUGAGCUGGGGAACAAGCUUGAGCCUGAGAGGAAAAUGCAGCUGGCCAGGGCACUUGGGCUCCAGCCCAGGCAGAUUGCCAUCUGGUUCCAGAACAGGAGGGCUAGGUGGAAGACCAAGCAACUGGAAAAAGACUUUGAGCUCCUCAAGAGGCAGUUUGAUGCUGUCAAGGCUGAAAAUGAUGCCCUCCAAGCCCAAAACCACAAGCUCCAUUCUGAGAUAAUGGCACUGAAAAACAGGGAUCAACAGCCAACAGAAUCAAUAAACCUAAACAAAGAGACAGAAGGAUCAUGCAGCAAUAGGAGUGAGAACAGCUCAGAGAUCAAGCUGGACAUCUCAAGAACAACAGCAACAACAACUCCAGCCAUUGACAGCCACCCACAUGGUGGUGGUGUCCCCACCACCACCACCUGCAGGCCCAUCUUCCCACCAUCCAACGGCGGCAUCCGCCCCGUAGCCGCCACGGCGGUGGCGGCCCACCUCUUCCACAACUCGUCCAGGCCGCCGCCGCCACCCACGGACUUCCACCACCACCACCAGCACCACCACCAGCACCACCAGUCUGUCAAGGAAGAAAGCCUUUCCAGCAUGUUUUGCUCCAUCGACGACCAGACCGGGUUCUGGCCGUGGUUGGAGCAACAACAUUUCAACUAAGAGUGAUCCAUGGAGUUUUUUUCUUUUUUUACUGCUUUUUAUUUAUUCAUAAAUUUCUGGGAUUUUAUUUUUCUUCCUGUGUGCAAUUUUAUAUACUCCAUAUUUAUCAUAUAUAUCCUUUUCACAUAUAUAAUUAUUGUUAUAUAAUUAUAUAUGGUGCAUGUGUAAAGUAAAAGCUCAGAACCAUGUUCUUUUUUUUUCAGAUCUUUUUUUUUACCAAGGGAAAAAUAACAAAAAUAAUAAUUGAAUUGAAAAGAU
Messenger RNA from Cuscuta campestris, 1681 nucleotides. NCBI's taxonomy places the organism in Eukaryota, Viridiplantae, Streptophyta, Magnoliopsida, Solanales, Convolvulaceae. The record is from the annotation of a GenBank genome assembly.